This is a messenger RNA of Plasmodium cynomolgi strain B, 1182 nucleotides long. Its product is annotated as transcription initiation factor IIE alpha subunit. Gene Ontology annotation, cellular component: transcription factor TFIIE complex. Bases 1 to 1182 code for a protein of 393 amino acids. The record is from RefSeq and is a predicted model, not a curated record. The transcript is spliced from 4 exons. Gene Ontology annotation, biological process: transcription open complex formation at RNA polymerase II promoter; transcription initiation at RNA polymerase II promoter. NCBI's taxonomy places the organism in Eukaryota, Apicomplexa, Aconoidasida, Haemosporida, Plasmodiidae.
AUGGAAAAGUCCAAAGAAAUUUUCUACGAUAAAGAAAAGAGGUACUUUCUACACCUCAUGAUCUACGUUAGCAGGUUCUUUUUAAACGAUGAAGAAAUAAUCAUUUUUGAUUUAUUUGUCCAUAAUGAAUGCCUGUACUUAGAGAAGGAUAUCAUAAACUGCAUUAACAUGAAUGAGCAGAAAAUACGAAGCAUUCUUUCCAAACUGUUGAAAGAAAAAUUUAUUAUUCAAGUACAGAAACUGAAAACAAAUGAGAGAGGGUCUAGUUUUCAAUUGUAUUACUGUCUGAACAACUACAUCGUUUAUGUGAUAGAUUAUCGAGUUAGGAAGAUGGAGAUUCAGUUGAGGAAGGAGAGGAAUGAUAAUGACCUUUAUGUAUGUAACUUAUGUAACGCAACGUAUUCGCAGUUGGAUGCUCAGUUGCUUCCACUAGACUCCUACGAUGCGCAUUUUCUCUGUUUCUGCAACAAUAAAGUUGAACUCGUCGAGAAGGACGAAAGCAGCAACGAUCGAAUCUACAACCGCUACACCAAAUACCUCAACAUUUUGAAAGAGCACACGGAGAAACUCAAAAAUUACUUCAUCCCCCUCUACACGGAGAAGUUCAGCAGGGUGCUGCCCAACUCUCUCCACUCCCUCGCCACGGACAACUCGUCGGAUGAAUCCAUGACAAACAAUUCCUCCGAGUUGUCCCUCACCAAUAACUCCUCACAGGUGUCUCAAAACAACCACGGAAAGGCGGCCGAACAGAAGAGAGCAAAGAACGAAGAAACACCCACGGAUGCCUGCAGCAGCGUUAUCCGGUCAGACAAAAAAAUAAAAAUCUGCAUGAAUGUAAAGGGAAAAAGAGGAACCAACCAAGUAGUAGCCCCGUCCACUGGCGGAAGGACCACUAGUCCUGGGAAGGAUGAAGAAGAAGGGGACACUGAACAGAAGGGACACGUCACAGGAAGGACAAAAUGCAAAAGUGGGGGCGUGGCUCAGGUGCAACCAAGUGUCAGCGAGAUGGUAGUGCUGAAGGACACCCAGAAGGCCGAUGAGCCGGAAAUGCCCCUGUUCUUUAUAGAAAAAUUCAAGAAGGAGUUUUCGCUCAUGGAUGCCCAGAAACUGCAGCAAGACAUGACUCAGGACGAAUUCGAACGCUUCAUGGAGUUGCAGGAUGAGUACCUAGACCUUAUUUGA